Messenger RNA from Hyaloscypha bicolor E, 712 nucleotides. RefSeq lists its product as uncharacterized. The record is from RefSeq and is a predicted model, not a curated record. NCBI's taxonomy places the organism in Eukaryota, Fungi, Ascomycota, Leotiomycetes, Helotiales, Hyaloscyphaceae. The transcript has a single exon. The coding region runs from base 314 to 682 and encodes 122 amino acids.
CCAAUCUUGUUAGACUAGACUUUAGAUAACUAAAACAAGUCAUGCUCGACCUGUCAAAUAUGUCACCUGAAUAAUGUCCUCGAACCCUACACUAUACCCUAUUCAUGCUCGCACACUGAAAGUGUGCCUCCAUAAACUCCUGGUUACCAAUAUGUCACCUGAAUAAUCGUUCCUUGAGUUCUAUACUACGCCACAUUCAAGCUCGCUCAGUCGAAGAUUUGGAUGCAAUUCUAGCUUAUACCUUCUGACAUAGAAUCUCAAACUCUCCCUCCUUCCCUCGCUGCGUCUUCAAAAAUUUUCCCCGUAUAUAUCCAUGUUCCACUCCCUCGACCGCUCUUCUCGUAGGCACCAGCACUCAUCCGUCGAAAUGGUCGCCUCUACCGUCGUACUCGUCCCCAAAACACCCACCACCAACUCCCAAAACGACCUCAGAAGUGAGAAGCCCGAGGUGAUGCACUUUGAUCUGGCACCCAGCAAAGGCGAGGCAGGUCCUUCCAACUAUGGCCCACCCCCAGACACCAGUCACUUCCUCCCCACCACCGUCGAGAAAAUUCUCGCCAUGCCGUCUCCCAGUUUUGAAGCUACUCCCGAAGCAACCCUUCCAGACACUCCUGCCGAUUCAAGAAAAGGCUCUGAAGGGGAAAGAGAAGGCUACCGCACCCGCCCCCACCACCGAUGCUGAUGUGAAGAAGCAAGAAGAAAAGAACAAGGA